This is a messenger RNA of Sitodiplosis mosellana (orange wheat blossom midge), 1746 nucleotides long. RefSeq lists its product as uncharacterized. Bases 238 to 1611 code for a protein of 457 amino acids. The record is from RefSeq and is a predicted model, not a curated record. The transcript is spliced from 5 exons. Lineage: Eukaryota; Metazoa; Arthropoda; Insecta; Diptera; Cecidomyiidae. Gene Ontology annotation, molecular function: protein binding.
GAGCAACAAUUGUAACUGAAAUUUACCAUUUCCAACAACUGGAAACAUUGACAUUAGAAAGAGACAACCAUAGAAAUGUUCUGUUGCUAUUUCAUUUUGUGACAUUUCCAGUUGUUGUUUUGAAACGUCAAAAAUCCCGAAAUGCCUUCAUCUGGUGUUUUUGGCAGUGGUGUUUAGAGUAAAAGACAACAACAUUUAUCCUUGAGAGUUUCAACGUAAAAAUUUGGAUAUUUCACCAUGGCAGAAUGCCUGCAAAUGUCCCAAGAUGAUCGAAACGAUGAGAACAGUGAUACGGACGAUGAUGAUUACGAGGAAUUUUGUGAGAAUUUUACAUUUUCGCCAACAUCAUCGACGUGUUGUGUAUGUAAUGGAUAUUAUGCACCAAGUUUCGGUGAACCAUUGUGUGGAACGUGUCAUGCGUUUCUAUUCCCGAUAGCGGCCGAAGAGAAGCGUUCCACUGAUUUGUCUGACAACGAUGAAGAUUCGGGCAACGAUGAACCACCGUACAAGGAAGGUACAGUAAAUCCACCAGCUGGGGCUCCUGUGUAUCGAAAUGCUCAAGGUGAACCACAGGCCGAUUCCGAUGAAGAUAUUGUUGGACCACCCGAUGAUGCACCACCACCACCGCCGCCGCCGCCGCCAAUCAUACCUAUUGCAUCAACAUCAAGAAGCAAUGAUCGCAUUGCUAUUUAUGAAAAUGCAUUUAUGAACGAUCGACCAGAACCACAACCACCACGAAAUCUAAGACAGUAUUUAAACGCAUUGACCGAAGGUACACAUGAAGCUAACCAGAACCCAAUUCGACAAGCAGUCGUUGUCAAUGACGUUAACAACGAAAUGGUAGCAGCAACGACUAAACCUGGAACCAUUUCAGCACUUCCAGUCGAAGUUUUACUUGUGAUAUUCUCCUAUCUUGAUGAUAUUUCGCUGUGUCAUGUCGGCGAAGUGUGCAAACAAUGGAAGAAAAUCUUAGAAGUACAUACACCACAAUCACUAUGGCAAAGAGCAACCAGAACCAGGUGGCCACUUUAUCAUCAGAUUACCAACACUACCAAUUGGUUUAAGAUCUAUUCAUCAUUGAUGUCAUCAUGUUUUUGUCGCACUUGUAUCGUGCAAAUGACAUUACGGACACCGCAACAACGGGAGAAUCAUUUUAGAGCACGACGACUGCGUGGUGAUAUACGCACAUUAACCGCUGACGCAACCGAAGGAAUUGAAGCGGUUCCUCUUGAUAAUUCACUUUCACAUUGGCAAGCUUCUAUCAUUGGACCACCUGGGAGCCCGUACGAAGGCGGAAAGUUCUUUUUACACAUUUUGAUUCCAUUUUCGUACCCAAUGCAUCCUCCUGUUGUUCGAUUUCUCACCAAAAUCAUUCAUCCGAAUGUGUCACGUCAUGGUGACGUUGGAAUUGAUAUAAUUCAGCAUAAUUGGUCACUGGCCCUAACUAUUUCGAAACUUUUGCUUAGCGUGCAAAGCCUCCUUACCGAUCCUUUUACCGAGAUUUGUAUGGAGCCAGAACUGGGCCGUUUGUAUGAAGAAGAUCGGCCUCGAUUCGAAGCAUUGGCACGCCGCUUCACCUGGAAGUAUGCGAUGUUCGAAGUGAUUCCAUAAAUUGACUGAAAUCUAUAUUUUACCCUAUAUGUAUCUAGAUAUUCUAAGUUUAAUUGGAAGUCAGCAAAUUAUUGGAUAUAAGUUUCAUUCAAUUCAACGAUUCGAUGGUUGGAAUAAAGACAUGAAUAAUCGCAA